Messenger RNA from Plenodomus lingam JN3, 627 nucleotides. RefSeq lists its product as uncharacterized. NCBI's taxonomy places the organism in Eukaryota, Fungi, Ascomycota, Dothideomycetes, Pleosporales, Leptosphaeriaceae. The record is from RefSeq and is a predicted model, not a curated record.
AUGUACAAUGCUCCAAACACAUUUCUGGAUUCUGAAUCUGCCCAUCUGGCAGCUGGUAUCACUGCUGUAGCAAAUUCAGACUUAUCCUCAUCCUCACAGUGCGACUACAGCUCACUACCAAGUACCAUUGAAGAUCUCUGCAUGGACUCGCAACUUUCAGCGAAGUAUGCGACAGAGCAAAAGAAUCUAAUUAGGUUUGUCCCUGAAAUUCUCCAUAUUCGUGAUAAUCACAUACUUCCGACUAAAGAUUCGAGAUUUGCGACAAAUGCGAUCCUCGAAACUGGCUCGUACAAACUCGAAGGUAUUAUUACAGACGAAACAUUAUGUGAGGACACAAAAAAUGCUCUCAAUGAUACCAUGGUGGUGUUCGACGAUUCGUUGCUGCAGAAAACAAUUACCAUUAUCAAACAAGGUCAAGAAUCAAUCUUCAAUACGACCAAAUUCUCGCUGAAUAACGUUAAUCCCCAUGGAAGCCAAGCGUGCCGAAAGCUCAAAGACCAUGUGUCUAAGCUGGUUGGAGAUCAGACCAGUAAACAGGAACUGCUCGACGAGAACACCAAAAAGCUGAUUCUGAAGGUUGUCGUGCCAGAGAAGCUGACCAUCCGCGUGUGCAACACUGAGACAUAA